UUUCGCGAUGAAACCACGGUCGGCAUUUCUUGGAACCAUAUAUUGGGUGAUGCGACUGCGUUCUUCCGCUUCACUCAUGCAUUUUCCCAAUUUUACCAAGGCUUACACCUCGUCUACCCGUCGCCUACGUUCGAGAAGCCCGUUUUCCCUGAGCCUUCGCAGUGCACCAUUGAAGAACUACGCCCACUAAUGUACUACUUCCACGAACUUUGUAGCGAGGAAGAGCUUCCUAAGAAGUACUCACAGAGAGUACACGCCUCAGAACGGGUCAAUUGGUUCUUUGAGAGGCAGGAAUUAGAGACACUCUGUAACUCUUUGCGUCAAAGAUCACCUUCAGCAGCAACCCGGCUGUCAAUCCACGACAGUCUCUCCGCAUACAUCGUCACCGUUAUAAACCGUGUCUUGCCUAAUCAAAUACGCAAGAUCAAAGUCACUGACAGCUAUCGCUUCUCUGGGGCAAGCUUCGCAUUUCCUGAUGUUGCUGGCAAUGCUGUAAUCGACGCUUUGACAGCACUGCCAGAGAACCCGACCGAUAUCACAGGUAUCGCCACAAGCAUCCGCGAGACCCUCACGCACUAUCGACAGCACGAAGUCAUCUCAACAUGGAUGUCCGUAGCCAGUCACCUGAUGCUCGCAGCUGCAAAGGCAGGGAAAUCAUUCUACUACCCUCCUUCUACCGAAAUUAUGCCCGUGAAUUCUAUGGCAACCAUCGACUGGUGUUCAGCACAUUACGGUCAACCAAAGUCGCAUAGACAUCACAUGAGUGGGCAUGGCCUACUUUAUCUGCGCGUCUUUGGCGCCAAUCCACUGCGCGGAGAUGAUGGAUCGUGGCAUGCUCCAGAGGGAAGAAUUGACAUAUCCAUCGGAGUUCCUCAGGGAUGCAGGCAAAAGGUGCUGGACAUACUAGCGCAAGGACUCGAUAGCAUCAAGAUAGAUGGUUGAACGACAUGUAUUUCAAUCUAGUAAUUCCGGCAGGAGCCCUUGCUCGUCAUCUGAAGCCUU
Molecule: messenger RNA, 1002 nt
Organism: Suillus subalutaceus
Lineage: Eukaryota; Fungi; Basidiomycota; Agaricomycetes; Boletales; Suillaceae
Exons: 5
Coding region: 190-942 (250 amino acids)
Source: RefSeq, a predicted model, not a curated record